ACACCAAUUCCACCAACCAUCUGAACCAUACCAACCACAGAUCCCGAAGGGGUGGUUCGUUAGUCUGACGAAGGAGCAACGUGUGCUGUGUGUGCUGCUCUGGCUUCGAGGCACGCGCAGGCAGCGACCGCACGUCCUUCUAAUCGAACUUCAGCCGUUCGUAGAGCUAUCUUCAUUGAUACGAAUCAUCGUCCUGGAAAUAUUGCCAAACUGCUCGUUUAUCGGUCUGUCAUUGGUCGACCCCACCAGCCAACAUGUCGAUGACUGAUCUCUACAAGGUCUUUGACCAGACGGUCAGGGACAUUACUAGGGAGGUGAAUCGCAGCAUUUUGAAGGUUCCUGAGAUCGAACAAAAGACGUUGGAUGCGACAAGCAACGAGCCAUGGGGUCCUCACGGCCAGGCCAUGAACGAGAUCGCCAGCUCCACCCGCAACUACCCGGACUUUCAAAUGAUAAUGGCGAUUCUGUGGAAGCGAGUCCAGGACUCAGGAGCCAAUUGGAGACAUGUGUACAAGGCGUUGACGCUGAUGGAGUUUCUGGUGGCGAACGGCGCGGAGCGCUGCAUCGACGAGUUCAGAGACCAUAUGUACCAGCUGCAGAGACUGACGGAUUUCCAAUACGUGGACCCGGACGGCAAGGACCAGGGCAUCAACGUGCGCAAGAAGGCUCAGACCCUCGUGGCGCUGCUGAGGGACACGGACAAGAUCCGGGAGGUCCGGGAAAAGGCGGCGGCUAAUCGCAACAAGUACGGUGGCAUUUCCUCCGCUGCCUACCGUGCGGGUAAUGCGUUUGGCAGCAACGCCGGCGGCUUUGGCAGCAGCAGCAGGAGCGGCGGCGGCGGCGGCGGUUAUGACAGCUACGGUGGCGGCGGGGGCGGUGGCGGUGGCGGUGGCAGCCGUUACGACGGUUACGGCUCCAGGGACGACUUUGGACCUCCCCGUCGGGCUGGUGGCUAUUCCGAGGACAGGGACGGGGGUGACCGGUACGGCUCCCGUGGGCGGGAUGACAGGGGCGAAGGGGGCAAGAGCCGCUAUUCCUCACGUUAUGGGGAGGAGGAGGGGGAGCGUGGAGGGAGCCGUUACGCGGAUUCUAAGUACGAUGAGGGCAGAGGGGGGCGUGGUGGUGCGAGGGAUGACGAGGAGCGGGAGUAUGGCCGCCCUGGGUACUCUGCGGCUAGUGAGGGGUCGCAGCAAGGCCCUGCAACCUUGGACGAUGAUGACUUUGAACCCCGUGGAUCGUCCAAGCCCUCUCAGCCUGCUGCCUCUGCUGGCGAUGAUGAUUUUGAUGACUUUGACCCCCGCGGCGCUCCACCUGCAGCUGCCAAGCCGUCCGCCCCUCCCCCUGUGACUGCGCCUGCAGCUGCCGCCCCUGCUGCCAACCUGCUGGAUGACCUCUUCUCUGCCCCUGCACCAGCUGCUCCUGCUGCCCCUGCAGCACCAGCAGCUGACCUCUUCUCUGGCGCAGACUUCCAGUCUGCUCCUGCUGCAGCAGCAGCACCGCUUGGGGGUGGAGUCGACCUCUUCUCUACGCCUGCACCAGUGGCAGCACCUGCUCCUGCUGCGGCCGCUGCUGUGGACCCUUUUGCUGCGUUUUCGGCCCCUGCUCCUGCUUUUGCCGCCCCUGCUGCAGAUGACUUUGGUGACUUUUCAGCAGCAGCUCCCGCUCCUUCCGCUUCUGCAGCCUCUGCUGACCCCUUUGCUGCCAUGCUUGGUGCCACAGCCCCUGCUGCUGCCCCCUCUGCUUUCCCCUCUGUCUCUGCCCCCGCUGCUGGUAUGGGCACUCCUGCUGCUGCUGGGCGUCCAUCUGCUGGGGCUGCACCGCAAGGGGGCAAGUCGCCUGGGCUGUGGGCGGAUGCUCUCAGCUCUGGUCUCAUUGACCUCGCCAUUACUUCAUCCAAGGAUGAGAAUCUUGCUGCUCUGGGCAUCAUGACAGAUUCAGCCUCCCUCAAGGCAGACCCCAAAUCAGUCGUCUCCCCGAAUUCCACCUCAGCAGCAGCCACUGCUAGCCCCAGCCCUUUCAACAUGGGAGGCGCAUCCAUGGGUAGGGCCAUGGGCCAGGGCUCUGGGAAGGGAAUAGCAGGAGCAAGCACCCUCACCACGCCUGUGCCUGCCCCUGCAGCAGCUGCUGCGUUUGGCAUGGCUGGAAUGGGUGGUCUAGGGGUGAUGCCUGGUGCCGCCGUGGGAGCAGUGCCUACCAUGCCAAUGGGAUUCGGUGCUGCUCCGGCUGCGGGUGGUGCUGGUGGCAUGGGAGGCUUUGCUGCGUUCCCCAUGCCUGGUGCUGCUGCUGUGCCUGGAGCAGGGGUUGCUGGGAUGGGUGGUGUGGCUGGUGGAGUGGGUAUGGGUGCAGCAGGCAUGUAUGGCGGAGUGGGUGGACCUGGAGCCACAGGAGGUGCGGCUGGUGGUGCUCCUCUUUUCAAUGCGUUCGGCUAGUCUUAGGGCGACUUGGGACAUGGGAGGUUGGACUAUGAGUCAGGGGGAUUGAGUGGGGAAAUUGGACAAUGAGGUAUGUCUCUUUCUGCCUAAGUGUCGGAUGGUUUUGAGGUUGAGUAUAUGCAAGGUACUCGGCUUACAGGGGCGUUGGGUUGAGAUGCGGUUUAUUGAGGCGGUGUACUCCUGUCAGAUCUGUUUGGUCUACCAGUGUUUCAGACAGCAUUCUACAAGCAAGUGAUGGUGAACCAUGUGGAAUUGAUGUGGGUUGUCGCUUAUCGUUUUUAGUCCCCCGUGGACCGAAGUCCGGCCAAUGAGCCAAUCGGGGCAAUGACUCGAGCCUGUCAACCGACCUGCAGUGGGGUUUGCCGAGCUCAAGCUGUCUGUCUGGUUCGGUGGGAGUCUUGGCUUGGCCGAAUGGUUCAGCACGGUUCUUCCGGGAAAGGCAUGCACGGUAUGGCUGGCC
Messenger RNA from Closterium sp. NIES-67, 2892 nucleotides. NCBI's taxonomy places the organism in Eukaryota, Viridiplantae, Streptophyta, Zygnematophyceae, Desmidiales, Closteriaceae. The record is from the annotation of a GenBank genome assembly.